AUGCACGGUGGCUAUAUCAAGAGAAGCACGGUCUACGGUAUCCAGCAGUUCUCUAUCAACAGCUUCAUCAUUAUUGCCACCCAGGUGUUCGACACACCGCCCAAGUUCUACAAGGGCAACGGCAUCUUGCUAGGUGUCUUCUUGAUCACCCUCACCUCGACUGUGAUUCUCUACUUUCGGUUGAAAGACCAAAGCCGCAAGCGUGAUGUAACAGCCGAAGCCCGUCGCGAAGGAACGGCAUCACCACUCUCUAGCUAUAUUGGCGACUUUGAGACCCUCUGUGACUAUUACCCCGACUGGAGAUAUCUGCUCUGA
Molecule: messenger RNA, 315 nt
Organism: Exophiala aquamarina CBS 119918
Lineage: Eukaryota; Fungi; Ascomycota; Eurotiomycetes; Chaetothyriales; Herpotrichiellaceae
Exons: 1
Coding region: 1-315 (104 amino acids)
Source: RefSeq, a predicted model, not a curated record